UAUAUAUAUACACACAUAUAGGAGAGAAAAGUCAAAAUAGCUGCAUUCUCAGGGCUUGUCACUGGGAGGUACUUCGAUUCCCUUCGAGAUCUGCUGGACCAGUGCUUCGCCUUUCUCUGGAGAAGUUUGUAACAGGAAGAAAAAAUGUUCAGAUAUAACUUCAGCCACAUAGUGGACCAGCUUUCAGAAACUGGAACAAGCACUACACUGAUUGAGCAGGCCAUCUCUGAAAAGGUGCUAAAUGAUGUAAAACAUAUUGCGACUAGUCUCAAUUCCAAAACUUCAAAGGAGCCUUCAGCUUCAAACGAGCCUAUCGAGCAAGAGAGAAUGAGCAGACCACAAGUACCAGAACAGGAGAAAUCACAUUUAUCCAUGGAUAACGUUCAGCCAUUGAAAGAAACAAAUUCCAAUGAUGACAUGAGCAAGGAAGCUAGCACAAGCUUAUCUGAAAUCCAAGAAGAGAAACUAGAAGUACAUGUGGACAAAUUCUUCCCAAUACCACCAGAUGUGGUUAACAAAGAACCUUCAGAGGCAGACUGUUAUUUUAGAGAAUACUUUUCAAGAAAGAGAAGCAACCUCCAACCCCAAGAUACAAUGAAAAAUAUGAGAAGAAUCAAGAACAACAUCAGAGGACUCUUGUACCAGCUCUAUGAAACAAUUGAAUUGACUUGUAGAAGAAAGCAAACUUUUGAGAAUGUGCAGAAUUACCGUAAGGCACUAUUUGAGCUGUGGAUUGAGUGGAGUAAGAAGCAGUUAGAAAAUGAGGAUGAAGAUGAUAUUGAGUUCUUGGAACAUGUGACUCUGGAUAUGUCCCGGAGCAUUUCUCUGAAAUUGCAGUCAGCCUUCAUGGAUCUCAUGCAUAAGGUCCAAGGUCUCCCAAGCAGCCUACAAGACGACAUCCAACAGGCCUGCAGUGACAUGCAGGACCUCCAUACCAUCUUUUCCCUAAGCCAUGGGUUUGAAGAUCUAGACAAGCAUCGUCUGGCUCAGAGCCAGGUUAAGCUGAUCCAAGCCCAGGGAAAUGUAGAAAAAUUGUUGUUGUAUUAUUUCUUAGAAGGAUUCUAAACACUUAAGAAAUUGUGAUCUGGGAUCAGAUUGAUAUUUCCAAGUUACUGGCAAGCAGUGUUAUGCUAGUUCAUAUUAUGCUCUUUGUACUUUUCAGAUUAUGCAAAUAAAGUUGCAUUAAAAACUUGGGUUUUGUGGAUCAUUUA
Sarcophilus harrisii (Tasmanian devil) is the source of this 1211-nucleotide messenger RNA. RefSeq names its product perilipin-3-like. Gene Ontology annotation, cellular component: lipid droplet; cytosol. The coding region runs from base 145 to 1065 and encodes 306 amino acids. The record is from RefSeq and is a predicted model, not a curated record. NCBI's taxonomy places the organism in Eukaryota, Metazoa, Chordata, Mammalia, Dasyuromorphia, Dasyuridae. The transcript has 8 exons. Gene Ontology annotation, biological process: lipid storage; positive regulation of triglyceride storage.